Molecule: messenger RNA, 1514 nt
Organism: Hevea brasiliensis (rubber tree)
Lineage: Eukaryota; Viridiplantae; Streptophyta; Magnoliopsida; Malpighiales; Euphorbiaceae
Product: probable calcium-binding protein CML22
Exons: 6
Coding region: 526-1305 (259 amino acids)
Molecular function (GO): calcium ion binding
Source: RefSeq, a predicted model, not a curated record
UUAAAAAUUAAGGUUUUCUAGUUUGUCAAACGAUAAAUGUCAGUAUCGGAAAAGGAGAAAAAUUUUCAGAGCGAAGAAAUUAUUUAAUCUAAUUAUGCUUCUACUGAAUUAAAGGAAAACAGAAUCGAAAAAAAAAAGAAGCUGUUUCAAUAAAAGAAAAGAGAGAAGAAAGGGGAGAAGAAGAUGUUGUGGAGGAGAUGAUCAGAGAAGACUGAAUGGCACCAUUUUUAAUGGAGGAUAAUGUCAGCAAGCACUUUGACAAAAGUUAGAGAAAGAAAGAAAGAUGAUAGAGAAAAAGGGAGGAGAGGAGAGGAGAGAGAAAACAUAAACCAAACAAUUUCCUGCCAAUCCAAUCGAUGGGAACACUAAAAAAUCCUUCCAUUGACCUCGCGAUGUCACCUGCUUCAAGAAAUAGCCAUCGGUUUCCUUCAAAAUAUAGUAGAGAGUAAGAUCGAGAACUGUGGAUGUGUAAUAAGUUCCUAAUGAAGUAGAACUCCCAAUAUUUUCAGUUCUGAACAGUCACCAAUGAUGGCUGCUUCUUCUCUCUCACCAACUACUAUGAAAGAUUCACUGGGCACAUCUCACUCUUGCCCUUCUCUGAAGUCAUUGUCAUCCAAAGUAGGAGAGUUGUUUUGCCAUUGUGGUUCACAAAACAAAUACAAGAGGCUAGAUGCAAAGCUUGAAAAGAAGAUGAUUGAAGUAAAGAGAAGUUCAUCAGGGCAUGCAAAUUUUAAAUCUAUUAACAGUAUAAUCUUGAGGUUUCCUCGGUUCAAAGAGGGACUGAAAAACAUCAGAGGCGUAUUUGAACAAUAUGAUGAAGAUGCAAAUGGUGCUAUUGACCGUGAGGAACUCAAGAGAUGCUUACAGAAACUACAACUCAAUCUGAAAGAACAGGAGGUUGAGGAUUUGUUUCAUUCCUGUGAUAUUGAUGGGAGCCAGGGGAUACAAUUCAAUGAGUUCAUUGUUCUUCUGUGUCUCAUCUAUCUCCUAGUGGAACAUUCCUCCUCCCCUCAUAAUACAUCAAAGAUGGGUUCACCAGAGCUUGAGGCCACUUUUGAUACUUUGGUUGAAGCAUUCUUAUUUCUUGACAAGAAUGGUGAUGGAAAGUUAAACAAGAAAGAUGUGCUCAAAGCUUUGAAUGAGGAUUCCCCUUGGGAGAAAUCACCUGCGCACAUCACCAAGUCCCGAUUCAGGGAAAUGGAUUGGGACAGGAAUGGGAAGGUCAGCUUCAGAGAGUUCCUCUUUGCUUUAAUAAAUUGGGUUGGGAUUGAUGCUGAUGAGGAAAUUCCUGCAAUGGGAAGUUAAAACUAAGUGCAGGAAAUUCAAACAAAUGUGAUGGAUAAUAGUCCAACAUGAUGUCUGAUCAAAGAAUUUAUGUAAAUACCUGAAAAAUUCUAGUCUAAUAUUCAGAACUGUUGUUUGUUUGUCAUGUUCAUGUAUUUUAUAUCGUUUCCUUUCAAAAUAAAAGUUCUGAUCAAUAUGAAUCAAAUUUGAUAAGUAGUGACAUUAUCUCA